AUGGCCGCCACAAACGUGAUGGAGUCUGUUUUGCGCUUAUGUCUUUCAUCAUUUUUGUUAAUUUUUUGUUUAUCUGAUGCUUCUGAAGUUGUUAUGGAAGAUGUAGUGCCUGUCUCUGCCAAUGUAAUGUCCAAUGUUGGCUACAGAAUUGAUGGCAGAGUAGAAAUUUUAACCUCUUUAGAUAAAGACUGGAUGCCUUAUGUUCGAGUACUUAUUGAUGGUGGUGAUUAUCUUAGUUACUUGAGGCCUGAUGGUACCUUUAGCAUUGGUGGAAUCCCAUCUGGGUCUUAUGUAGUCGAAAUUACUCAUCCUGGUUACUUAUUUGAACCAGCAAGAGUAGAUAUCAAUUCUAAGGGCAAAAUUCGAGCACGAAGAGUCAAUAAUCUUCAACCAGCCUCCGUAAAAACUAUUGCUUAUCCACUUGAAUUUCGAGAAAGAGGACGAGCAACUUAUUUUCAGAUGCGAGAACAAUGGCGUAUCACAGACUUUCUCUUCAACCCAAUGGUUCUGACCAUGAUUCUGCCACUCCUUAUUAUCAUGGUGCUUCCCAAAAUGAUGAAUGCUGCUGACCCUGACACUCAACGAGAGGUUCAGUCCCAGAUGAAUGCCCUCAAUGCCAAACAAAAUGACACAGUAUUGAUAAAAAAAAAAAAAAAGAAUUUAUUGAAUUAUGAACUCAGGUCUGCUCUCCUGUGA
Messenger RNA from Acanthosepion pharaonis, 696 nucleotides. Lineage: Eukaryota; Metazoa; Mollusca; Cephalopoda; Sepiida; Sepiidae. The record is from the annotation of a GenBank genome assembly.